AUGGCCAUUCUCCCUAUCUCUGCCUCGCUUUUAGGCCUGGCGGCUUCGGCAUCGGGCCUGAGCUUCAGUAUCCCUCAAUCUCCGCCAUCGAACUCCAGUGGUCAAAUUUCUGCAGCCCCAGUUGGUGUAUCUCUGGAGUUCUUCACUUUUCCUGAAUACCUUCAGGACCUCCCCUCGACGACCAAAUGUUUGGAGAAUUUGAAAGACCUCACCGGAACAUGGCCUCCAGUCAGAAUUGGAGGCACUACACAGGAUCGUGCAACAUACAAUGCAUCGUCGAGUAAUGCUGUUACCUACACAGUGGCUAGUACGAAAGACGCGCCCGAGACUCUGACAUACGGUCCCUCCUUUGUCUCUUUGGCUGCAACUUAUGCUGGUAAGGUCAUCAUUGGACUCAAUCGUCGUCUAGAUGAUAUUUCCAACACAAUUGCCGCUGCGCGACUUGUAAAGGCCACGAUGCAGAAUUUGUAUUCUAUUGAACUUGGAAACGAGCCCAACUUCUUUGUUGACAGCGACCCUAUUGCCAGUGGUGCGUCUUGGACGGCUGCUGCCGACGAAGCAUCCCAGAUUGAAUGGCAGGACGCUGUGUGCGGAAACCUUUCUGCAUCUGAUAUUAUCUCAGCGGGUGUCUACUUUGGCACCUCCCCGAUGAGCCUCGUUGGACUCACUGCAAAAGAAGGUGACGCCAAUGAGUAUGUGAAGGAUUACUGCUCCCACAAUUACCCCCAGUCUUCCGGCAAUUAUAACUUGACAGCUCUUAUGAACCACAAGGAUAUUGCUACUCAAAUCAAGCCAUAUGCCGCUGAGAUUUCCGCCGCUUCUGCCAAGGGCAAGCCACAUGUCUUUGGAGAGACCAACUCCGCGACACAAGGUGGAGGUGGUAUUAGUCCGACUUUCGGUGCUGCCCUCUGGAUCCUGGACUAUGUGAUGCAGACCGUUGUUAUGGGCACAGAUGCCCUCUACUUCCAUCAGGGUACUAUUGGAAACUGUCAAUACUGCUGGUGGGGCCGCUACGAUAUGGGCUCGCCCUACUACGGAGCUUAUUUCGCGACCAUGGCGCUGGCCAAUGCCGACAAAAUUGCACCUUUGGACAGCCAGGACUCCGCCUAUGCGGCCUAUGCCAUUUACAAGUCCGGGGCUCCCGUGAAAGUUCUUCUUUACAACUCUGACUACUAUACUACUGGCACUCGUUCGUCGCAGACCUACACGCUUUCAGGUAUUUCUAGCUCCAGCGUCACUGCUAAGCGUCUGACCGCCCAAUACGCCACAUCACGGGUUGACCAAGGUCAAAACCCCACUGUAGCAGGUCAGACUUUCGCUAAUGGUACCUGCGCCAUCCAAGGUACAGAGGUUGUGGAAACGGCCACUGUUUCCGCUGGCAAAGCAACCUUCACAGUGAAAGCUUCAGAAGCACUUCUGGUAUUUUUGUAA
Molecule: messenger RNA, 1431 nt
Organism: Penicillium soppii
Lineage: Eukaryota; Fungi; Ascomycota; Eurotiomycetes; Eurotiales; Aspergillaceae
Product: glycosyl hydrolase family 79 C-terminal domain-containing protein
Exons: 6
Coding region: 1-1431 (476 amino acids)
Source: RefSeq, a predicted model, not a curated record